Messenger RNA from Penicillium taxi, 900 nucleotides. Its product is annotated as mitochondrial 54S ribosomal protein uL3m. Gene Ontology annotation, cellular component: mitochondrial large ribosomal subunit; ribosome. The record is from RefSeq and is a predicted model, not a curated record. The transcript is spliced from 2 exons. Gene Ontology annotation, molecular function: structural constituent of ribosome. Lineage: Eukaryota; Fungi; Ascomycota; Eurotiomycetes; Eurotiales; Aspergillaceae. The coding region runs from base 1 to 900 and encodes 299 amino acids. Gene Ontology annotation, biological process: translation.
AUGGCGUCGCGUCUUUCAGGGAAGCUGCUCCAGCUUUCUGCAUCCCUAUGGGACACACAAUUGGCCCUGCCUCUAACUCAUAUGCGAUCAUUCGGCGUCAAAGCCAUCAGCCCACCCCAGCACACCCGCUACAACAUUGGCCCCGGCCUGCCCGUCCUUGAAUCGACUCCAGCCGCAGCUCUCCGCCGCAAAGCCAACUCCCUGCCCCUCCGGAGUGGUGCCAUUGGAAUCAAAAAGGGUAUGACUGCUCUCUUCGAUCCGGAAACUGGCAAGCGCACCGCCUGCACUGUCCUGCAGCUUGACCGUGUCGAGGUCAUCUCCCACAAGACUGUCAAAAAGCACGGCUACUGGGCUGUCCAGGUUGGCGCUGGAUGGAAGCAUCCUAGCAAUGUGAACAAGGCUCUGCUUGGUCACUUUUCAGCCAAUGGUCUUUCUCCCAAACGCCACAUCUUCGAGUUCCGCGUCAAGGAUGAGUCUGGCCUUACUCCCGUCGGCGAGAGUAUCCAUGCCAAUUGGUUCUUGGAGGGUCAAUUUGUUGACGCCCGUUCCAAUACCAAGGGUAAGGGCUUUGCUGGUGUUAUGAAGCGUCACGGUUUCCAUGGUCAGGAUCGUAGUCACGGUGUUAGUUUGACCCACCGUUCUCUCGGUUCCGCGGGUCCUAGUCAAGGUGGUGGUUCUCGUGUCUACCCUGGCAAGAAGAUGGCCGGAAGGAUGGGAAACAACCAAAACACCGUGCAGAACUUAAAGAUUCUCCAGGUCGAUGCUGAGAAUGGUAUUGUGGUUGUGAGCGGUCACAUCAGUGGUCCUAAGGGUUGCAGUGUGCGCAUUCAAGAUGCCAUCAAGAAGCCAUGGCCCGAGGUUCCUUCAGCCACAGAGUCCACAGCUACAGCUGAGGCUUAA